CAGACUUGGCAUUUCUUACCGACCGAUCAGAAAUGCCGGAUAUCGAUCACCCUCAUACUACCUCCUCACGCUUAGUCGUGAGGGCCCUAGAGGCCUAGGCGCCUGGAUACCUUAAAUAGUAGAGUGUAUCAUUCAAUUGACCGUCUCAGAAAAGUGUUGGCACAUAUUGUGAAGCACUCGAACAGGAGCACGCAAAAAUGGCCAAACACGUGCCAAGAACUUGUUAUACACGGACUACACACGAGGUCUGCGGUCAUAAACCACACUUCAGGUUAUAUUCGACGUCGCCUUCAAAGUCUCAGGCAUGUGCAAAUGGGCCAUUAACAGGCGUCAAGAUUCUGGACAUGUCCAGAGUUCUGGCUGCGCCUUUUUGCACUCAGAUCCUUGCUGACUAUGGUGCCGACGUCAUCAAGGUCGAAGAUGUAGCGAAAGGCGACGACACCAGGCACUGGAAAGUGAAAGGCGAAGAUGCGCAGUGGAAGCCCGGCUCAGGACCAAUGUCGAACUACUUCGCCUCAGUCAACCGGAAUAAGCGGUCAAUUUGCCUCAACUUGAAGCACGAGCAGGGCAGAGAGGCCUUCAUACGACUGGCAAAAGACGCCGAUGUGGUGGUAGAAAACAUGCGACCUGGAGUGACGGAAAAGCUUGGAAUCGAUUACAAAACGAUCAGCAAGGUCAACCCCGCCAUCAUCUAUGCCAGUGUGUCUGGAUACGGGCCCAGCGGUCCAAUGGCAAAGCGCGCCGGUUACGAUAUGAUUGCUGGUGCUGAGGCGGGCUUAUUGCACCUCACGGGGGAGCGAAAUGGACCUCCUGUACGCCCAGGCCUUGGUUUGACCGACAUGUGUACCGGUCUCUUCACACACGGUGCCAUCAUAGCUGCGCUGCACGCCCGCACAUUGACCGGCCGCGGGCAGAAGAUUGACGCAUCUCUGUUUGAAUCACAAAUUGCCCUGCUCACCAACGUCGCUUCGACAUGGUUAAAUAUGGGUCAAGAAGCCGAGCGCUGGGGGACACAACAUCCCAGCGUCGUCCCAUACGAUGCCUUUAAGUCGAAAGACCUAUAUUUUGUCGUUGGAGCCACGAACGACAAGCAGUUCAGGGCCCUUUGCAUGCUUUUGGGCCUCUCAGAUCUCCCUGAUGAUCCUAGAUUCAACACCAACGCCGAUCGCGUCGAGCACAGAGACGAGUUGUUCCCUUUGCUGAACAAGGCCUUCGCUGAAAAGACUACCGACGAAUGGGUCCAGGUAUUCGAAGGAAGCGGAAUGCCUUAUGCCCCCAUCAAUACAAUGGCCAAAGUUUUCAGUCAUCCUCAAACCGAUGCCCGGAAUAUGGUACAACAAAUCCCACUAGAUGCCGCCAAGUCGGGUACCAUUUCAAUAUUGGGAUCGGCUGUUAAAUUCAGCGAUACGCAGCCCACAAUUCGACGCCAACCGCCACUUUUGGGCGAACACAGCAAGGAAAUCCUCAGAGAGGUUGGCUACUCAGAAGAAACCAUUGCUGAUUUUGCCAAGCAAGCAGUGAUAUGAAAAUGCUCUUGCCUUUGUAUCAUGAGAUCAUCGAAACUUCC
Exophiala viscosa is the source of this 1567-nucleotide messenger RNA. Its product is annotated as CoA-transferase family III domain-containing protein. NCBI's taxonomy places the organism in Eukaryota, Fungi, Ascomycota, Eurotiomycetes, Chaetothyriales, Herpotrichiellaceae. The transcript has 2 exons. Gene Ontology annotation, molecular function: catalytic activity. Bases 198 to 1526 code for a protein of 442 amino acids. The record is from RefSeq and is a predicted model, not a curated record.